AAAGGGGCUCUCUGUUGUACUUGCUAAUAAAUCUCAAUCUGCCCUCUUCAACUUUUCUCUACACACAAAAGCAAGCAAGCAAACAAACAAACAAAAAACAAAGGCAAAAUUUAAUUUGAUGGCUAAAACAACCCCAAACCACACUCAAGCUGUUUCUGGUUGGGCAGCUCUUGAUUCUUCUGGCAAAAUCACACCUUACAUAUUCAAUAGAAGAGAGAAUGGUGUAAAUGAUGUGACCAUCAAGAUUUUGUAUUGUGGAAUAUGCCAUACUGACCUUCACUAUGCCAAGAAUGAUUGGGGUAUCACUAUGUAUCCUGUUGUUCCAGGGCAUGAGAUCACAGGGAUUGUUGUGGAAGUUGGGAGCAAUGUGACCUACUUCAAAACAGGGGAUAAAGUAGGAGUUGGGUGCAUGUCAGCAUCAUGCUUACAAUGUGAGUUUUGCAAGAAUUCAGAAGAAAAUUAUUGUGACAAGGUUCAGUUCACCUAUAAUGGUGUCUUAUGGGAUGGUAGCAUCACCUAUGGAGGCUAUUCCAAGAUGCUAGUUGCAGAUUACAGGUUUGUGGUUGCUGUACCGGAGAACCUACCAAUGGAUAGAGCAGCACCAUUGUUAUGUGCUGGAGUAACUGUGUUUUGCCCAAUGAAAGACAACAACUUGAUUGGUUCACCAAGGCAAAAUAUUGGGGUCAUUGGUUUGGGAGGUUUAGGACAUUUGGCUAUUAAAUUUUCAAAAGCAUUUGGGCAUCAUGUCACUGUGAUAAGCACUUCUUUAUCCAAAGAAAAUGAGGCUAAAACCAAAUUAGGUGCUGAUGAUUUCAUUGUUAGCACUAAUGCAGAACAAAUGAAGUCGAGGCAUAGGACAUUGGAUUUCAUAUUGGACACAGUCUCAGCCAAUCACUCUCUUGGGCCUUAUUUGGAACUGCUCAAAGUUAAAGGAACUUUUGUCAUAGUGGGUGCACCAGACAAGCCCAUGGACCUUCCAUCAUUUCCAUUAAUAUUUGGUAAGAGAACUGUGAAAGGAAGCAUGAUUGGGAGCAUAAAAGAAACACAAGAAAUGUUAGACAUUUGUGGGAAGUACAAUAUCAUGUGUGACAUAGAGAUAGUCACACCUGAUAGGAUUAAUGAAGCUUAUGAUAGAAUUGAGAAAAACGACAUCAAGUAUCGGUUUGUCAUUGACAUUGCUGGUCAAUCAUCAAAAAUUUAAGUCCUCUAUCAAUCGAUAUAUUGUGUAGGAUGAGUGUAUAGCUUAAAGUACUAGUGAGUCGUUGUGCUAUUGUUUUUUCACAAAAGUGCUUCAUAUGUUUAGGAUUUUUUCCAUUUCCAUGGAGUGGUUAUGGACUUAGCCUAUUUGCUUGCUUGGGCUUUGAUACUACAUGCUAGACUGGAAGGACAAUCAUAUGUGACCCAAUCACGUGCAGUCCUCUAUUGGGCUUUGCUUAUGUUUCAUCAAGAACACCAUAAUAUUGCUUUGAAA
Messenger RNA from Capsicum annuum, 1471 nucleotides. Its product is annotated as probable cinnamyl alcohol dehydrogenase 6. The transcript is spliced from 6 exons. Gene Ontology annotation, biological process: lignin biosynthetic process. Lineage: Eukaryota; Viridiplantae; Streptophyta; Magnoliopsida; Solanales; Solanaceae. Gene Ontology annotation, molecular function: cinnamyl-alcohol dehydrogenase activity; zinc ion binding. The record is from RefSeq and is a predicted model, not a curated record. The coding region runs from base 119 to 1201 and encodes 360 amino acids.